Molecule: messenger RNA, 1794 nt
Organism: Gilbertella persicaria
Lineage: Eukaryota; Fungi; Mucoromycota; Mucoromycetes; Mucorales; Choanephoraceae
Exons: 8
Coding region: 72-1754 (560 amino acids)
Source: RefSeq, a predicted model, not a curated record
CCAACGCGUGAUUUUGAGGCGCGUCUUUCUUUUUUUUUUGCAGAUUUCUUUUUCUAUUUCUUCCAAUAGUUAUGGUUCGUGUCGCCAAAAAGCAAGAUACUCCAGAAGAAGAUAGGCUUGUUUCAAAGUUUUUAAAAGAAGUUCGUCAUAUCGAAACUGUUAAGACCAACUGGAAAGCAGCAAAUAUACCAGAAGACAUUCAAGUUCAUUCUUUUUAUGCAAAGCUCAAGGAAGUAAAGCAAGCCAUUGAUGAAUAUAUAGAAGGAGAAUAUGAAUCCUACAAAAUUGAUCUUGCCGAAAAUGAAAAAAUUGAGACUGUUCGCAAAGAAAAUGUCUUUGGAGAAGAAGUGACAGAGUCUGAAAUGGAUAUCAUUCAAAAGCGUGUGGCUCUUCAACAACGCCAAUUCAAGGAAUUUGAACGUAGAGAGCAUGCGCGUAAAUCUAAAAAGAUUAAGGCAGUGUACGACUAUUUGACUGAUGAAGAAAUAACUGAAAUGCUACAAGACUGCAAAAAUGAUGAAGAAGAAGUCAUUGUUCGUCUUACUCAGCCUGGGUAUCUCUCUAGUGUUCGUAAAACUAUUGCAACUAAGCAUGCUCCUGAAGUUGAAACCUCGCAUAACUCUAUGAGUGCUGAACAACAAGCUGCCUAUAAACAACUUUUGAAGAAACGUUCAGAGACAUUGAAAAAGACAACCAAUGAGUCUGCUAAAAAACAAUAUCGCAUGGGAGGUCGUUUAGGUUUAGAUGAAGCACUUAAGCAAGUUCAAGAGAACCAAAUUGAUCCUGAAAAAGCAUUUGAAGGCUGGUCAUCGGCUCGUAUUCGUGCAUACCAAAUGAUUGAUGAGAAUCCCAACAGUUACUACUAUCGUUUUAACGCACCUGGAGAAGAGCAAAGAAAGGGUCAAUGGGCACCUCAUGAACGAGAACUUUUCUUCAAGCGUCUUGAAGAAGUGGGUGCCAAUGGUCAAUGGGGCAUAUUUGCUAUGAAAAUUCCAGGACGUGUAGGGUACCAAUGCUCUAACUUUUACAGACUCUUGAUUGAAACAAAUGAAGUGCAAGAUCCAAACUAUGUCUUGGAUGAAAAAGGCAAAGCACAUUACUUGUUUGAUAAAAAGGGAGCGGAUGGUAGUACUGAAAAGACAUUUAGAACACACAGUAAGCAUGGUACAGGGCGUGGCUCAGGCAUUGCUUCCUCUUCUUCGACGACAAAGACAACAAGAAGAACAGCAUCGGCUUCAACAACAACAACAACAACAGCAGCAGCAGCAGCAGCAGCUAAAAAAUCUAAAACAAGAAAAAGAAAGACAAGGGGCUGGAAUAGUGACGAGGAUGAUGAUGAUGAUGAAGAUGAUUUUGAAGAUUAUAAUGAUAAUUCUGGUACUUAUACCUUGAGUACUCGCACAACCCGUAGAACAAGAGCUAGAGUGGAACCUGAAAAUAAUGAUACCAAUAACAUGAACGAACAAGUAAACAGUAAUGAAGAAGAGUAUGAGAUGGAGGAGAGUGAAGAAGAUCUCAACUUGGAUAAUCCUCUACCUGGUUUUGUGGAUCCUAUUACCCUAGAAGAGGUUGUAAAGCCAGCUAUUUCUACAUAUGGUCAUGUAAUGGGUUACGACAGCUGGGUUCGUUGUCUCACUAAUUGGGAAGGCAAAAAGAACAUUUGCCCUCUUACCAAAAAACCUUUAACAAAGAGAGAUUUAGUUAUCUUGACACAUGAGAAUAUUGAAGAAUACAGAGACAAAAUCAUUCAAUAAAAUAUGUAAAUAAGCACAGUGAUAUGCAUAAAAAAACAAA